AUGACGAUUACAAAAGCAAUGGUUUCUGAUAAAAGUCAGUUUGGUUUCCAUGUUUUUGCCGAUUCGGAUACCAAAAAGCACUUUCCAACCAGGGAUGAAGUUGAAGCUCACUUAAAACUACUUAAAAGCUUUCAACUUCUUCGAAGAUCAAUUGCCCUGUCAGACGACCCUGUUUGUGCAGCCAAAACUUGGCAAGUUUUUGUGACCAAUUCAGGGCGGAGGUUUGUAAUCUAUGUGAGUGCACUCAAAAAGUAUAUGUUUCAGAACUCUGGACCUGAAUAUUAUCCCUUGGAUGAAACGCUGAUGUAUGUCAAAGAAGCAACGAGAAACAAGCGACUAAUUGAUAUCAUGGCAAGUCACCUACCACCCUUAGACGUUCUUAUGGUAUGGCAUGCCUUUGCUUUGAACCCAAAAUCAUUUUAUGAUGCGUUUCUCCGCAACAAUUUCUUGACGUUUGUGUUUAUUCCAUUUCCAUUGCAUUUGAUCAAUGAAGCAAUUGACAACAAUUCCUUACUAUACAAGCCAGAAAUGACAUACGUGGACCAAUUCAACUAUAUCUUAAGCUGUUACGGAGUAAAAAUGGCCUACUACUUUGACGAACCGUUUCAAGCAAAUGCCCAUGUUGUACCGGUGAUGUGCCCCAUUUGCAGAAAAAUAAUAAGUGGAUCUUUGGCUUUAUCAAAUGAUAGCGAUACUGGCUUUGCAGACUCAAACUUCAAGAUUGACGAUGUCAAGCCAUGUUGCGGAUUUCAAGACACUAUCAACCAUGAGCAGUUGCGAAGACGUCAAUUUUAUGCUGAUUUAUCCGACAAAAGAACCUUGCCUUACAUUUACAAGUUCUUUUCUCUCGUUUUGAACUACGGCAACCAGAACCCGUUGGAUUUAGAUGCUUGCAUAAAGAGAGAAAACCUACCGAUUCGAUCUCAACUCAAGACAGAACUGGUGGAGACGUUUAUCAACAGAAACGAGAGAUUCACGUUCAGAAGAAGAUUGCAGAUAAUAGGUCGAAACUACCCACAAUUCAACCUCAUCUACCUCACAAUUCCACGAGAAGAUACAAUCCAAAUCCACGAAGAUCUAGUGGGCUGUGUCGUGAGACAAGGUCGUUUUGUGGAGGCUAUCAACGACCAAGACUGGUACGGGUCCCCCACCAAGGGAGAAGCUAUUGCUGAGUCCAUCUUGCGGUAUCUGAGAUUUAUGAGUCUUUUGGUUCGAUUUGGAACAACUUCGACUUUGGUACCAACCUUGGACAUCGAUCUUGUUUGGCACACUCACCAGUUGAGUCCGUACUUUUAUUUCCUGUGGUGCCUCGACAACAGUAAAGACAACAUGGUGGUUGACCACGACGAUAAGGUGGAGGAGGGCAAUUUGAACGACUGGUUUGAAAGAACCGCAAAGUUGUAUCGGGCUGAAUUCAAGUACGACUACUGUGCCUGUUUCUGCUGGUAUUGCGUUUGUAUACGAAACCAUGCCAAUUCCAAGCUCCAAACUAUUUUUAAUUCUGGGAAACAUAAAGAUGAAACAAAAGCACAUACAAAUCUUUCACACAUAAGUACCCACAAUGCCAUUGCAUUGCCUUUUUCCAAGGCUGAAGAAAGACGCCGUCAAGUGCAACAAAAGUUCAAAGAUCGAUAUUUGCCGUGGACUCUUGAUAACCACCAAAAAAUGUUCUUUGAAUCGAAUCUUUUUGUGGUUCCACCAUUGAACCCAAUCGCAUUAACCACCAAAUAUGUGUGCACAUUUUAUGGAACUGCUUUGUGUCAAGCCGUUGCCCAGGGUUUUGCAGGUUGCAGAGGAGCUAAUUGCAUUUCGGGGCGAUACAAUGGUCCGGUAAAAUGA
Messenger RNA from Meyerozyma guilliermondii ATCC 6260, 1839 nucleotides. Its product is annotated as glycine-rich domain-containing protein. The coding region runs from base 1 to 1839 and encodes 612 amino acids. The record is from RefSeq and is a predicted model, not a curated record. The transcript has a single exon. NCBI's taxonomy places the organism in Eukaryota, Fungi, Ascomycota, Pichiomycetes, Serinales, Debaryomycetaceae.